Messenger RNA from Eublepharis macularius, 2750 nucleotides. RefSeq names its product mannose-6-phosphate receptor, cation dependent (gene M6PR). Lineage: Eukaryota; Metazoa; Chordata; Lepidosauria; Squamata; Eublepharidae. The coding region runs from base 426 to 1238 and encodes 270 amino acids. The record is from RefSeq and is a predicted model, not a curated record. Gene Ontology annotation, cellular component: Golgi apparatus; endosome; trans-Golgi network. Gene Ontology annotation, molecular function: protein domain specific binding. The transcript has 7 exons. Gene Ontology annotation, biological process: protein targeting to lysosome.
AGAGACGCGCCCCUUUCUGUCCGUUUUUAUAAGGCAAAGUCACGUGCCUAGAGAGGGCGUGGGCCUCACGAGGAAGACCCGCCUUUCCAGGACUGCCUUCUCAUUGGGCAGCCGCGAGGGGGACUUCCGGGGCGGUGCUUCCACGCGAUUGGAGGGGAUGCUUCCGGAGUCCGAGACUCUUCCUGCUUCCGGUGCACGGGGUGUCUGAGAGGAGGACGGCGGUGUCUUUCCCGGCCAGUCUCUGCGGCUUUUCUCCCGGGGCGCCGAGAGCACGGAGAAGAGCGGCGGGUUGGCCUUCCUCCUCCUCCUCCUCGUCGGCGUAAUAUGCGUGUUCGUGAGGCCUCGUUUAUUCGCCACUGUCGGGGCUCUCGCUGAGGCGGUGACGUCACGCGACGAGGAGGGAGCGCUCCCGCCUCAGCCUCAGAAUGUUCGUGGCUCAUUCCCACCUUCCAGCCAUGCUGCUGGCCCUCAUGACCACUGCAAUGGCAGGUGAAAAGGAGUGCGAUCUAGUUGGGGUCAAAGGGAGUGAGUCCAAGAGGGAAAUCGCCCUGCUGAAGAAGUUGGAGCCGCUUGUCAAUUUGAGUUUUACAACAAAUAGUGAAAGUGAAAACGAAAAAUACAAAUACAUCUUUCGAGUGUGUCGAGAAACUAGUAAUGGGAACAAUUCUGGCCUGGUGCAGAUCAAUGAGAAAACCCAAAAGGCCACAGUGGUGGGACGAAUCAAUGAGACCCACGUUGCUAGUGGAAGAGAAUGGAUCAUGCUCACCUAUAAAGGGGGGGAACCCUAUGGCAGCCACUGUGGGAACGAGAACAGAAAAGCCAUGGUGAUGAUCAACUGCAACCGGAAGACACUGAACGGUGGCUUCACCUUGGUGGUAGAGGAGCGUGAGAAGGAACAGGAAUGUUUCUACCUUUUCGAGCUGGACAGCAGUGUGGCUUGCCCUCCAGAGGACUCUCGUCUAAGCGUUGGUUCGAUCUUGCUGAUCACGUUUGCCUCACUGGUUGCAGUGUACGUCAUUGGGGGGUUCCUCUACCAGCGUCUGGUGGUGGGAGCAAAAGGCAUGGAGCAGUUUCCCCAUUUUGCUUUUUGGCAAGAUUUGGGCAACCUCGUGGCAGAUGGCUGUGACUUUGUCUGCCGAUCUAAACCUCGUAACGUGCCCACUGCAUACCGUGGAGUCGGGGAUGACCAACUCGGGGAGGAACCCGAAGAGCGGGAUGACCACUUACUACCCAUGUGAUUUGCCUCCCUCUCUUUCCUGCCAUUGGUGUUCACAUAAGCAGGUGUUAACCAGCCACCCCCCAGCCUCUGCCUCUCACUUUUUUAAGCUGCUUGCUUUCACUGUGGCUGCCCUGAUUUUUCUCCCUCCUUCUAUGAAUGAAUCCACUGGUGAUGCAGGAACUCCUGUUACGAAUGAAAAGCUGUGAAAUAAGGGGACUUAGCCCAGAGCUCACUGUGGCAAAAUGCUUCUCUGGACUUCACUACUCCUUGAAGCUGAGAUUUCUCCCCCCACCAGCGGAAAAAUCCUUUGAAGUCUGACUACACACAGCUGUGAAGUUCAAGUUCAUUGACAGAAAGAAGAGGUGCACAGGGAAGCCGCCCUGGUAGAGGGAAGAGCUGCUGGGAUUCUGCCCAUUUUUAUAGGUCUUGCAUAUGAAACACUGGAGUUCUAUUUUGAAUUAUUUAACUAUCCCUUUUCUGAUUUGUAUAGCACUGGCAUACGCAAAGCUUGUUUGUACUUCUCUGGUUUAACUUCAGGGAGCUCUCCCCAGCAUUUCCACGUCCUCCUGGGCAGUACAGUAGCCAAAUUACAUGAAAAAUCUUUGUUUUCCACCUUUAAACCAAAGGCUUAAGCUUCGGUAAGGUGUUGUGGCCAGUAGAUAAGGGAUGCUGCUAGCACUAUGUCUGUCUGUUUUGUGAAGAAGGCUGAAUGGAAACGGGGACACUUUUUUCGCCCAGGAGCUUAUGAGCAGUUCCUGAAGAAUCACUCCACUCCCUUUAAAAGCUUUAUUAGCAAGAUGGGUCGUUCAUCUUUAUCUGACACGCGUAGUAAAGCGAUGCUAAUCAGCCACUAUCUGGGUCAGUUGUUCAGUUUGUAGUAGGACAGGCAAUAUUAACUGAAAGCGAGAGCCCCCAGACCAUUAAAGGAAUGCAAGAGUUUCUUCUGGUUGUUUACUGAAUGUGUAGAGCUACCAGGAGAGGUGAGUUUCUGCCACGGUUUUGUCUACAACAGCCGAGAACGUUGUGCACCAACAGUCUGGUCUCAGCUGUUCCUAUUCUGUCCUCUUGCCUGACAUGUUGAUUCUGACGGGUGCCUGCAUUUGCUGAUUAGGGGUGGAGUGGGAGAGGUUGGCUCCGCUUGCUUUUGUGGGUGUCUUCCUUUCUUUGUGGCUGCAGGCCGGCUGUGGUGUCGUGCUGUUACGUUACUAGAGGGAAGUCAGGAUGCAGCUCGGUGCUGCUGGACCCAGGAUGAUGCAGGUCCUCCCAAAGUCCAAGGGUGCCUGAAUUGGCUACUAACACCAGCUUCCUUCGGUGGGGAAAUCGCGUGCUGCUUUUCCAGCUGCUCUUCUCCCAGCAGGGCAGGAAGGAGGGACCUGCCCUUUAGUGACUAAGACCAGGAGAGCAGCCACAGCAGCCUGGCCGGUCGAGGUUCUCAGCUUCAAGACGUCACUGAAGCGGCAACUUUUUAUGGAGGCAUUUAGAAGACUUUGUACAAAAACUUUAAAAUAAAAAAUGGCUUGAAGGCCCUAAA